AUGGGUAAGGAUUACUACAAAGAAGUAGCCGAAGCGUACGAUGUGCUAUCGGAUCCGAAGAAAAAAGAAAUUUAUGACAAAUACGGUGAAGAUGGCUUGAAAGGAGGUGGCGAGGGUGGCUUCGGUCCGGGCACUUACUACGAAUUCCAGGGCGAUCCGAUGCGAAUGUUCACGCAAUUCUUUGGCGAAGAUUCAUUUGCAUCAUUCUUUGGUGGUGGCGCAGGGCCGCAACAAGUAUUCUUUUCCACCGGUGGUGAUGAUAUGUUUGGUGGAAUGCCAUUUGGUCUAGGCGGUCAUGGGCGUCGGCAGCGUCAAGAUCCGGUGGUACAGCACGAACUGCCGGUAUCACUAGAGGAUAUUUAUAAGGGCACCACGAAAAAGAUGAAAAUCACUAGGAAAGUUUUGGGCCCUGAUGGACAGUCGACGCGUAUCGAAGAUAAGGUGCUUACAAUCAACAUCAAGCCCGGGUGGAAGAGUGGCACAAAAAUUACAUUCCCGAAAGAAGGUGACCAACAUCCAGGGCGUGUACCGGCCGAUAUCGUCUUUGUUAUCAAGGACAAGCAUCACCCAAAAUUCAAGCGUGAAGGUGCAGACAUCCGGUACAUUCACCGAAUUUCGUUACGUGAUGCACUCUGUGGAGUAUCAAUUCAAGUACCGACGCUAGACGGAACAACGUAUCCACUACGGAUCAGCGACGUUGUCAAACCGAACACCACUAGGCGAUUAACUGGACAGGGAUUGCCAAAUCCGAAGAUGGCUGGACGAAGGGGUGAUUUGAUUGUCGAAUUUGACGUCAGAUUCCCCGAUUCAAUCCCGGAAGGCGCGAAAGCAUUGAUUAUGAAUGCCUUGCCGGCGUAA
Molecule: messenger RNA, 858 nt
Organism: Gongylonema pulchrum
Lineage: Eukaryota; Metazoa; Nematoda; Chromadorea; Rhabditida; Gongylonematidae
Source: the annotation of a GenBank genome assembly